This is a messenger RNA of Rotaria sp. Silwood1, 1733 nucleotides long. The record is from the annotation of a GenBank genome assembly. NCBI's taxonomy places the organism in Eukaryota, Metazoa, Rotifera, Eurotatoria, Philodinida, Philodinidae.
GCGUAUAUAUUAUGUAUCCGCUUCUGUUAUAAAGAAGAGAUAAAAAAGAAAAACAAUGUCGAGAAAACAAAUCGAAACUUGAAAUGAUGUUGAUUUUUGCGAAAAUUCAAAUGAACUUUUCACUUUUUUCUCUCUAAGUGCUCUCUCUGGCUCUCUCACUUUGUCUUCUCUUUUAUUUUACCAUUUUAUUCUCUUGUUUCUCUCAAUUUCAGUGAUUCCAUUACGUGGAAGUUCAAUUGACAUUCAUCCAAAUGCUCGAUGGCAACAGAAUGGUCUCACUGUUGCUGGAGGAAAUGGAUAUGGAAAUGGAAUCAAUCAACUCUCAAACCCAUGCGGUUUGUAUGUUGAUGAAGAUCAAACAAUAUAUGUCGCUGAUCAAGACAAUCACCGUAUUGUGGAAUGGAAAUGGGGUGCGACGAGUGGCCGAGUGGUUGCCGGUGGAAAUGGACAAGGAAGUGGGGCUCAUCAAUUGAAUAACCCACGAGAUGUGAUUGUCGACAAAGAGAGAGAUUGUCUAAUCAUCUCCGAUUGGUUGAAUAGAAGAGUGGUUCGAUGGCCUCGUCGAAAUGGGACAAGUGGAGAAACAAUCAUCUCCUACAUCGUUUGUGUGGGUUUGACAAUAGACGAGAAUGGAUCUCUCUAUGUCGUUGACUAUGGAACAAAUGCAGUGAGACGAUAUCGAAGAGGAGAAUCUCAAGGAACAGUGGUUGCAGGUGGCAAUGGAAGUGGAAAUCGUCUCGAUCAACUCUCCUUCCCAUACUACGUAUUCGUCGAUCGAGAUCAUUCAGUCUACGUGUCUGAAUGGAACAAUCAUCGUGUGAUGAAAUGGGUGGAAGGUGCAAAACAAGGCAUUGUCGUGGCUGGUGGUCAAGGAGAAGGAAAUGGUCUUACACAAUUGUCAUGUCCUUAUGGAGUCGUUGUCGAUCAAUUGGGCACUGUCUAUGUAGCUGAUGCAGGGAAUGAUCGAAUCAUGCGUUUGCCCAAUGGAGCCAAACAGGGAAGUAUCAUUGUUGGUGGAAACGGUGCAGGAGGACAAUCGAACCAACUCAAUGUGCCCAUCGGUUUAUCAUUCGAUCGACAUGGUAAUCUCUAUGUCGUCGAAAACGAAAAUCAUCGAGUACAAAAAUUUAAUAUCGAGUGAGCAUCAGAAGAGAUGUGCGCAGUGAUUUGGGUAUAGAGUGCAUAUGAAUAUGACGUGUGAAUAGGGCGUGUGCGCGUGAGUGUGGUUAUGGGUACGGAUGUGGACGUGAGUCUUCUGUUUGCCCACACCCUCGAUAAUUGCGUCUUGUCUGUUUUUGUGGAAGUUACAUUUAUUUUGAAAGAAAGUUGUGAGUGUAAGUUUUAAGUCAGUUUUGCGGUUGUCUUCAUCCUACUACAUACCUUAGCAACCACGACUAAAGAUUCUCGAUAGUCAGUAAAGGCAUAAAGUAAUCGCUUUAAGUAUUUCCCAAUUACAUAUGAACUCCUAGCAGAGAUACCUAUAAGACAAGAUCCUAUUUGGAAUGGAAAACCAAGCCUGAGUUUGACUCGCAUAAUGAUCCAUGACCAAUAAUCAUCUUAUUUCAAUAGAUCGAUAGCAGUUUGAUUUGGUACCUGAAACAAGUAACCAUUGUCAAAAAAAGUGUUGCGUGUUCAGUAUCACAACUAAAUUUUUGAUUGACUUAAGUCUCUGAAAUACAGUUUAUUAAGUCUAUCAUCCAAGUUUUCAAUACCCAACAGCAGUUCUCACAGAC